Messenger RNA from Cryphonectria parasitica EP155, 660 nucleotides. RefSeq names its product DUF396-domain-containing protein. Gene Ontology annotation, biological process: endoplasmic reticulum to Golgi vesicle-mediated transport. Gene Ontology annotation, cellular component: COPII-coated ER to Golgi transport vesicle; Golgi membrane; endoplasmic reticulum membrane. The transcript is spliced from 3 exons. Gene Ontology annotation, molecular function: COPII receptor activity. Bases 1 to 660 code for a protein of 219 amino acids. The record is from RefSeq and is a predicted model, not a curated record. NCBI's taxonomy places the organism in Eukaryota, Fungi, Ascomycota, Sordariomycetes, Diaporthales, Cryphonectriaceae.
AUGUGGAUUCUACCAUUAGUUGGGAUCAUCGGGUCCAUCCUGGGCUUCUGCUUUCUGACGUUGGCCAUAGCUUCUGGGCUUUACUACCUUUCCGAACUUGUCGAGGAGCAUACCGUCAUCUCGAAGCGCUUGUUGACACGCCUCAUCUACUUCAUCAUUGUCCUUCAGCUUCUACUAUGCCUCGUGGAUAGAUUUCCCUUUUGGCUUACGAUGCUGGGCAUCGCCUCUCACAUUGUCUACCUGGGCAACAUGCGGAGAUUCCCUUUCGUCACCCUGACAGACCCUCUCUUCAUCACAUCAUGUGUGCUUGUCCUCUUCAACCACGUCGUCUGGUACCGACAUUUCUCCGCCCGCCAGAAGAACGCAUACUCCAACGCAUCCUCUUUCUACGAGACACCUGAAGAUAUGCCGAGUUUCACCGAGGUGGCCUCCUAUUUCGGAAUAUGCGUGUGGCUGGUGCCAUUCGCCCUCUUCGUUAGCUUGAGUGCAAGCGACAACGUGCUGCCGACGGAGAACCCAGCUGCCGCAGCAGCGGCAAGCGGAGACGGGAGCAAGAGGAAGGCCCAAGGUAUGGCCAAGAUGCUGGUUGAUGGUGCCCGAAACGCGAUCGGCGAGGUUGGGGUCAUGGCGGGUUGGAAGAAGAGAGACGAUGGGUUCUGA